CGGGAGGGCAGGGCGGUGGCGCCGUCCCCUCAGAGGGGCGCUGGCGCGCGGGCAGCGGCUCUUCUGCCGGGAGCGGUCGGAGCACUGCACGGCUCGGCGAUGAGUGGCCCCCGCGCUCCAGGCCCCGAGGCCGGCGCCGCCGGGGCCGAGCCACCCGGCGCGGCGCUGAGCGUGGACGUGACGGGGCUGCUGGCGCAGCUGGCGCGCAGCUUCGCGCUGCUGCUGCCGGUGUACGCGCUGGGCUACCUGGGCCUGAGCUUCAGCUGGGUGCUGCUGGCGCUCGGGCUGCUCGUGUGGUGCCGCCGGAGCCGCGGCCUCAAGGCCACCCGCCUGUGCCGCGCGCUGGCGCUGCUGGAGGACGAGGAGCGCGCCGUGCGCCUGGGAGUGCGCGCCUGCGACCUGCCGGCCUGGGUUCAUUUUCCGGACACCGAAAGGGCAGAAUGGCUAAAUAAGACCGUGAAGCACAUGUGGCCUUUUAUUUGCCAGUUUAUAGAGAAGCUGUUUCGGGAAACCAUCGAGCCAGCCGUGCGGGGCGCGCACCCCCACCUCAGCACCUUCAGCUUCACGAGGGUCGACGUGGGGCAGCAGCCCCUCAGGAUCAAUGGUGUUAAGGUGUAUACUGAAAACGUGGACAAAAGGCAAAUUAUUUUGGACCUUCAGAUUAGUUUUGUAGGAAAUUGUGAGAUUGAUUUGGAGAUCAAGCGAUAUUUUUGUAGAGCUGGUGUGCAAAGUAUACAGAUUCAUGGCACCAUGCGGGUGAUCCUGGAACCGUUGAUUGGCGACAUGCCCUUAGUGGGAGCUUUGUCCAUCUUCUUCCUCAGGAAGCCACUUUUAGAAAUUAACUGGACAGGACUGACUAACCUUCUCGAUAUCCCCGGAUUGAAUGGUUUAUCAGAUACUAUCAUCCUGGAUAUAAUAUCCAACUAUCUGGUGCUUCCCAAUCGAGUCACCGUUCCUCUCGUCAGCGAAGUUCAGAUAGCGCAGUUGCGGUUCCCGGUACCAAAGGGUGUCCUCAGGAUCCACUUUAUUGAAGCUCAGGACCUUCAGGGGAAGGACACUUACCUGAAGGGGCUUGUCAAGGGCAAGUCGGACCCGUAUGGAGUCCUUCGAGUUGGCAACCAGAUCUUCCAGAGCAAGGUCAUCAAGGAGAGCCUCAGCCCCAAGUGGAACGAGGUGUAUGAGGCUUUGGUCUACGAGCAUCCUGGGCAGGAGUUGGAGAUCGAGCUGUUUGAUGAAGACCCAGACAAGGACGACUUUCUCGGGAGUCUUAUGAUUGACCUCAUUGAAGUUGAGAAGGAGCGCCUUUUAGACGAAUGGUUCGCCCUGGACGAGGUCCCCAAGGGAAAGCUGCACCUGAAGCUGGAGUGGCUCACGCUGGUGCCAAACGCCGUGAACCUCGAGAAGGUGCUGACAGACAUCAGGGCCGACAAAGACCAAGCCACCGACGGGCUGUCCUCCUCGCUGCUCAUCCUGUACUUGGACUCCGCGAGGAACCUUCCGAGUAUCUACGAGGGAGACUUUGGGUGUGGCUACUUAAAAGAGAGGCGAGCGUCGGGACUAGUGUUUUGUGAAAAUACUGCCUCAGUCUAUAGAGCACUCUUUUCAGGGAAGAAAAUGAACAGCAACCCAAGCCCUCUCGUCCAGAUGUCCGUUGGUCACAAGGCCCAGGAGAGCAAGAUUCGGUACAAAACCAAUGAACCCGUGUGGGAGGAAAACUUCACUUUCUUCAUCCACAACCCCAAGCGCCAGGAGCUUGAAGUGGAGGUGCGAGACGAGCAGCACCAGUGCUCUCUGGGGAACCUGAGGAUCCCACUCAGCCAGCUGCUCGCCAGCGAGGACAUGACCAUGAACCAGCGCUUCCAGCUCAGUAACUCAGGGCCCAACAGCUCGCUGAAGAUGAAGCUGGCCCUCAGGGUGCUCCACCUUGAAAAGCAGGAAAGGUCUCCAGACCACCAGCACUCCGCGCAAGUCAAGCGACCCUCUGUUUCCAAGGAAGGGAGAAAACUGCCCGUCAGGCCUCAGAUGUCCGCAUCUCCAGGCACCGGUGACAGCAACACAGCCCCGUCCUCCCCCGUCAUCGUCGGGGGUGGCGAUAAGCCUGGCGUGGAAGAGCGAGCCCCGCCGGCAGAGGCCAGCCCUCAGGGGCCGCAAGACCUGGGCCGGAGCGCCUCCAGUCUCCAGGCCAGCGGCCCCGGCUCCCCCAGCCACGUCUCCGCCAAGGAGCCCACCCCAAGCAUCGCCUCGGACAUCUCGCUGCCCAUCGCCACUCAGGAGCUGCGGCAGAGGCUGCGGCAGCUCGAGAACGGGACCACCCUGGGCCAGUCCCCCCUGGGGCAGAUCCAGCUGACCAUCCGGCACAGCUCCCAGCGCAACAAGCUGGUGGUGGUGGUGCACUCCUGCAGAAAUCUCAUUGCCUUCUCUGAAGAUGGCUCUGACCCCUACGUCCGCUUAUAUUUGUUGCCAGACAAGAGGAGGUCAGGAAGGAGAAAAACACACGUGUCCAAGAAAACGCUGAACCCCGUGUUUGAUCAGAGCUUUGAUUUCAGCGUCUCUUUGCCGGAGGCGCAGAGGCGAACCUUGGACGUGGCUGUGAAGAACAGCGGGGGCUUCCUGUCCAAAGACAAAGGGCUUCUUGGCAAAGUUCUGGUCGGUCUGGCAUCGGAGGAACUCGCCAAAGGCUGGACCCAGUGGUACGACCUCACGGAAGACGGGACGAGGCCACACGUGGUGACGUAGGUCCCCGGGGAGCCAGUCGCCCUCCCCACCCCCGCCUGCCCAGCCCUGUGCUCAGGACGCACCGAUGCUGUUUUUGCCAGUUCCUGUCUCUGGUUCCUUCCCGGUUUUAUAAGACGUGUUGACCUUCUCGGCAUAUUCGGCCGGUAUGAUCAUUAAGUUUUGUAUGUUUCCUUUCCUCUGGUGUCUCCCGGUCACCCCCGCGUGUGGAGGAGAGAGGUGGGCACUGUGCCCGCAGGGCUGCGUGCCAGCCGCCCCGACGGAGCCGACGUCUGGCUGUGCUUUCUUACUGCCUUGUUUUGUACAUCACCGCGCGGUGCAAAUAGACUCUUUUUUAUAAUCUCUCCAUGCCGGUUUGAAUUCGGAAGAAAAUGGAUCAAGGAAAUAUAUAUAUAUUUUUCUUCGAAAACUUCGAUUCUUAAGACAAACAUUUUUGUCUUUGCCAGAAAACGUUCUCAGUGACCUAUUUUGUGGUGUUUCUUUUUCAAAAGAGAAGCCGAAAGAGUGGUAAAUAUUAGUAUGCUUCGGCCCAUGAUGAAUGAUGAGAGAAUGCAUCCACAUGUACGCUUGCAUACAUAUGGAGAUACAUUAUUGAGAAGGCCAUGGGAGGGGCUCGUAAGAAAAAACGUAUAACUGAGUAAAACACAAAACAUGAAGAGCAUUGCCCUGGCUCAGAAAUCAUAGUGUGCCGACCUGAAAUCUCGUACAGAAAAUGGAAUGUCUUACGCUUCAGUCGCUCGUUACAGCUUAUCCGUGACACAGUGCAGAUACUCCGUCCUGCCUUUCCUGAAAUAUAAUACAGACAGAUUUUUGAUAUUUGCUGUCAGGCUCUAGCUUCCCAGCCUUUUCGGUGUUUUCUCAGCCUGGAAAGAAAGGUGAACUCAUGUCUCCACAGAGACUGUGAGAUGGGUCAGGGGGUGUAGAUAGGAGGUGGUGGUGGCCGGCCCAUGUAUCUGUCUGCGUGACAUCACACGUGGGACAGAGAGGUCCCCAAGCCGGCACUGGACACCCCUGCGACCCAGGGGUUUCCUGGUGAGUAACCACUUCCUGGGUUUCCUCACUCGAUGGAAUGACCGACCUCAGUACUGGCAUAUUGUUAGACAGCUUUUAUUUGGAAAUAAGAGUUUUCUUAGAUCACGGAAAGCACGUCUUCCCUACAGAGCCCAAGCUUCUCGGGAGGUGAGGCUCUGCAGCCUGGCCGGAGCCGAGCGCUGAGCGCAGGGUGGAGGUGUGCAGAGAGAGCUUUAAGGGCUCUGGCUGUGCGAUGCACCGUAAAAUGGGGUAUAAAUAUUGGGGGAAAUACGGCUUUGAGAGCGAGGCCGGCCAUCUCACCCUGAGUGCCCUCGCGGGCCCGACCCCUGCGUGACCGGACCUGCCAAGGGCCUGCGUGGCUGCUGUGGAUGCCGUCGCUGCCCCGGCACCUCCUGCAGCUCUGUUUCUGUUUACACUUUGAGCCGUGGGUCCGUGUGCGGCGGGGUCUCAGCCAUGAUCCUGAAGACCAGGGCCCUUUGCAGCCUCAGCGAGACCCCUUUCCCUCCUCUGUCGGCGCCGAGGAAGCCGGUGGACGUGCGGGCCGCCGGGCACUGCUCUCGAACGCCUCACCCUGCCCUCUCGGUAGUAAGAGGCAGGUGAUUACGACCUCUGCUUGCCUGCCCAUGGUAUUCAAUGUACUGGGAAUUUUUUAAAAGUUAGGUUUGUUGACGGUCUUCUGGCACACCUUCUAAAAGGAGAGAAGCACUUGUUAAAAUUUAUGAGACCAGUGAUUUCUGCCAGCAUCCCCUCCUUAGAGGUUUUGUGGCACAUGUGUCGCCUGUUCAGUCGGGCUUUCCUGGAGAGAAUGCUUUAUUUAAGCCAUUAGGCAAGAUGAUAAAAACCAAACCAAGCCCGUUCGCAGCACGGCACCCACCCUCUGUGGAUGGCGGGGGCUGGACCCAGACCCAGCAGCCAGCUCCCUUCUCUCUAAAAGGAAAGAAGGGAAGCAAGGGGAUGGUUGGAAAGGCCCAGAACCCGUCCCAGGUAGGAGUCUGUCUGCACGGCCGAUGGGCCUUCAGAGGGAACCUCUGUCCUGGGGGACAGCUGAGACUCACCCCGAGGCCAGACCCCGCGCCCCGCUCUGUUCCCCAGGCCUUCAGCACCAGUGCUUGAUAGUCAAUUCUUCUAGGAAAAGGGAACCUGAACUUUUCUACGUGGAACCAAACCCAUGGAGGGACGAUUAACAUUCAGGAAUUUGAAUUCUGUCACUUUGUGGCUCAUCCUGUGCCUUAAAGUAGGAGGAAUGAGGUGUUGCUUCAGGCGAAAACGGAAGAGGCCUCUGAGCUGUACUCGCCAGUCUGCUCCGCGCAGAUGCUCCUCGUCGGGAGGUUGGCCCUCCUUUGCCAAAACCUAAGCCAAAUGCACAUCCGCCUGCGUGUGGCUAUCCCGUGGUUGUUGCUUUAACUCCAGUCUCGCUCGUCCCCCCACUGCAGACGGAACGCGGCAGAGGGUUUUUUGUCGGUGGGGUUGUAGGAGGUCCUUUCUGCCCAACUAAUUUUCCAUGACAAUGCAUGUAUUUAUUCAAUAAAACUUUUAUGUUCGCUCA
Phacochoerus africanus (Common warthog) is the source of this 5311-nucleotide messenger RNA. It is a transcript of the gene ESYT2, whose product is annotated as extended synaptotagmin 2. Gene Ontology annotation, molecular function: lipid binding. NCBI's taxonomy places the organism in Eukaryota, Metazoa, Chordata, Mammalia, Artiodactyla, Suidae. Gene Ontology annotation, biological process: lipid transport. Bases 100 to 2736 code for a protein of 878 amino acids. The transcript has 23 exons. The record is from RefSeq and is a predicted model, not a curated record.